AUGAGCGCUUCACCUCCACCUACUCCGCCUUCAAGAGCACCGGAUUAUGGAGAGCGGCGAUUCAAGGAUAUCAUAUCGGCCUGCGAAUGGGUUGAGGACUAUCACCCAGGUGGCUACCAUCCCGUACACCUCGGUGAUUCCUUCAAUGAUGGUCAAUACAAGGUCAUCCGAAAACUGGGAGAGGGCUCUUACUCAACUGUCUGGCUUGCGCGUGACCAGAUUAACUCGCGCUAUAUUGCCCUGAAGAUUCUUGUCUCGAAAAAUGAAGAGCUGAGUCAUGAGCUGGAUAUCUUGCACCAUCUCACCAAGGUUACUCCCAAAGAUGGGCCUCAGCACAUCACUCAACUUUUGGCAGAGUUCGACCACGAGGGCCCAAACGGCAUCCACAAAUGCCUCGUGUUCGAGCCCAUGGGACCGUCCGCUAAUUCAAUGGUGUAUGAGCUGCCCCAGUUUAAACCACGCAUGUAUGGAAUGGAGAUUCGAUAUCCUCCCCAGCUGGCGAAACGCAUCCUCAAACAGGCUUUGCAAGGCCUGGAUUUCCUUCACAAGAACGGCAUCGCACACGGAGACUUUCAGCCUGGCAACAUUCUAUUUGCGACCGAGUCCAUCGAUUCUUACGAUGAAGCUUCACUUCGCCAGGAAGAGAAUGUCGAGACACACUCGAUCUCAGCUCCUUUGGAGAGACUGGAUGGUAAGGAAGACAAAUGGGCUCCACGAUAUCUGUGCAUGGCACAGCCUUUAGCGGCCUACGCGAGGUUCCCCGAGGACCUUCAAGUCAAGUUGUCUGACAUGGGAGGAGCGUACUUUCUCGACAGCCCUCCCGAGAAGCCCCUCACCCCACGUGGACUCCGCGCCCCAGAGCUUGUUCUCAAAGGAGAAGUUGACAAGUCUCUCGACAUCUGGAGCCUUGGCUGCCUUGUAUUUGAACUAGUAACCGGAGAACAACUCUUCUGCAUCCCUGGCUACAGUAACAAGACCUACGAAGAUGACAAUCAUAUCCUGGAGCUUGAGGCAAAGCUUGGCCCGUUACCAGAUGAGCUUUACAGUCUUUGGGAGACUUCGUCGCAAUAUUACACCAAAGACAGGAAGUUGUACAAUUGCGCCCUUGGUGGUGUUGCUGAGGGUGAAGAACCUCUCAUGCUGGAACAAUUAUCUAUGGAGGCUGCUUUUGACCUGACCAAGCCGGAACUAUCCGUUGAGGAGGGGGACAAGGUGAAGAAACUCAUUCGACGGAUCCUUCAAUACGAUCCUUCCAAGAGGCCUUCAGCUGAGGAGAUUCUUUGUGAUCCGUGGUUUGCGGAUGAGUUGGAUUAA
This is a messenger RNA of Fusarium coffeatum, 1314 nucleotides long. RefSeq lists its product as uncharacterized. Bases 1 to 1314 code for a protein of 437 amino acids. Lineage: Eukaryota; Fungi; Ascomycota; Sordariomycetes; Hypocreales; Nectriaceae. The record is from RefSeq and is a predicted model, not a curated record. The transcript is spliced from 3 exons. Gene Ontology annotation, biological process: protein phosphorylation; spliceosomal complex assembly; regulation of mRNA processing. Gene Ontology annotation, molecular function: protein kinase activity; ATP binding.